UGCUGUUAAUCCCUCAAGACCUUUCAUUCCCACACCAGUCAUAUCCGCCUUGUCCGGGUUAUAUAGACUGCCUCACCAAGGUUGAACCUGUAUAAAGUCAUGAACUUGUGUCUAGUGGCCAUUCUACCAUGUCAGACAACGAGCUGACUCCCUCCGAACUGGACGCUCUGCUCGACAUCCUCGUCCACAAUGAGUCGUAUGCGGAAAUCGAGCGCUUCAAAUACUCUGGCGCAAUCAAGAACUAUGGUCCGCCAUUUCAUAUUGAUGACGAUGUCAUACCCUCCUCUCCGAUACUCCAAACCCUCGUCUCGCGGUUUCUGCUGACACUGCCUGGACUACGGGACGUUUCGGAAGAGUUCUGGAAGGACAGAAUACACAACCUGAUUGAAGAGCUUGGAGAUGCGGAACUCUCUGAGAGUUACGAUAAGGGUUCGAUUGGGGCUAGAAGGACGCUUUCGACAGCGAUUGCAACACUUCUAGAAUACCCCGCGAAGGGGGUCCUGCAUGGGCUUCCUAAGGAAAAAUCCUUAAAGGAUGACAAGGACUAUGAUGCCACAAAGGCAGAUGACCUUUUCGAUGCCUUUCACACCUUUCUGCAUCAAAUUGUGCAUGGUGAUAUGAUAGACCAAUUGUUUGAAGUUGUCGCACAUAGUGAUAAGGUGGAAGAUCACUCGCCAUUAGUUCAGACUGCCCACGAGUUUCUCCUUGUGAACCUGGCCUCAUUUCUCCACUACAUUACUGUACUGUCUCCAGAUGGGCAAUUCAUCAUGAAAAUCCUCUCAUGGGUCCAUCGCCUGAUCCCCUACACUGUCGUCCGACAAACAUUGAGAAUUGGAAAUGCGGCCACUAUGAUAGGCGCCAUGGUGAAAUUGGUUCUCACGAAGAUGUCACUCGGUAGCAUCACUAAUUGGAUGGGAUGGAGCAAAGGCGCAGAUGAAGGGAUGAAUUUGAUGCAACAGAUUGUAUCCACAGUCAUCAGUUGGGACCUGGCUGAGCUGCAGAAGCAAGCUGCGAAAGCCGAAAGGACCGCAGAUGGGCAGGGGAAAGUACAUCUAAGCCACAUCAAAGAGCACAUUGAGGUUCCACGAGAGGAGCGUGAGAAACGUCGGCAGAUAAGCCAAAACACCCCUCAAUCAAUUAUCGCCACAAUUAUAUCCGAAGCGACUGAGGCCGAUGUUGAGGACAUGACUCCUGAGCAUCAUGAUCGUUCACUGGAGUAUCUAGAUCUGCAGAUGAGUAUGCGCGAUAGGACGCAAAUCUCUCGAAUAUUCUGCACCAGGUCGCCAGAUAUCCUUACCCCGACCGUUAAAGACGUCGUUUCGGCGUAUGAUCCUAUCAUUCGAGCUGUCCACAACGCAGUUGACUUAAGUGGUACCUUGUCCAACCUUGAAGCCUUUCUCACAGACUUCAUUAAGCUUGCGCAGCUCCACGAGAAAGAAGGACCUAUCAAGAGCACAGCAACCAGUCGGCCAUCUUCACAGGCUCCCUCACGUACGGCAUCACCAGCACGGCCGCCAAUAACCAAACCCGCGCCAUCCGUCAAGGAUUUUAUAGGGUUACUCAGGAAGCAUCAAAACUCCCUGCAUAAGUUUCUCCAUCAGGUUGCCCACAAUGGGCCGGAGGUCGCGUCAUGGUAUCGAGACUAUGUCAAGUCCAGCGCUGCUCAAUUCAAGCCUUCAUCAACGCUGAAUGUCAAUAUCAAGAAGGAGCUCCAAGGCAUGUUCAACAAGCUGCAAGAUAAAGAGAAAGAUCAAGUACGGAAGGACUUGGACGACCAUGCGGCGUAUAUCCAAAGGUUACAAGAUGCAACGAGGAAGCGAAUGCAGGAAGCGCUUGAUGGCACCGAGUUCGGAGAAGACGUCGGCCCUGGGAUGUAUCUGGCUCGAUGGAAGGAGCUUUUGGAUGCAACAUUACUUACACCCCUUGAACCGAAGGGACCGUUGCGUAAAGGA
Messenger RNA from Eremomyces bilateralis CBS 781.70, 1952 nucleotides. RefSeq lists its product as uncharacterized. Gene Ontology annotation, molecular function: phosphatidylinositol binding. The transcript has 5 exons. The record is from RefSeq and is a predicted model, not a curated record. The annotation marks the transcript as partial. NCBI's taxonomy places the organism in Eukaryota, Fungi, Ascomycota, Dothideomycetes, Eremomycetales, Eremomycetaceae.